Molecule: messenger RNA, 1633 nt
Organism: Mangifera indica (mango)
Lineage: Eukaryota; Viridiplantae; Streptophyta; Magnoliopsida; Sapindales; Anacardiaceae
Product: amino acid transporter AVT1I-like
Exons: 3
Coding region: 287-1585 (432 amino acids)
Cellular component (GO): plasma membrane
Source: RefSeq, a predicted model, not a curated record
GAGGAUGAUCACGUGACUCUCACACUAGUAAACAAAUCUUUCAGGGAAAUUUAUAAUGAUAAUUUCAGAAAGUUGUGUGGUCUGAAGUUUACUUAAUUUUUCAUACUUCACCCACAAUUUGUGCCUGCCUUCUAUAUAUAUCAAACUGGCCAGGCAGCAAGCCAUCUAAAACUUUCGCAGCUGAGUUCAAACCUUUUUAACUCUUCUUUUGUUUCCUUCUAUUUUGCCUUUCUAAACCCUCUAGAGUUCUUUUUUUUUCUUUCUUUCUGAGUCAUAAACAAAACACAUGACAUCCAUGGAACAUGAUGGCUCAUCCUUGACAGUCCCUCUAAUUGCUGAUGAAGAGAAGCAACAUGGGGUUGGGUGCAAGCUUGAGGAAAUAGAAUCAAACCAUGAUAGUCUAAGAACUGGCACCACCUCUUUCUUCAAGACUUGUUUCCAUGGACUCAACGCCUUGUCAGGAGUUGGGAUACUUUCAACCCCAUAUGCACUAGCCUCAGGAGGGUGGUGGAGCUUGGCCCUUCUGUUCCUUAUUGCCACUGCAGCUUUUUACUCAGGCUUGUUGAUUCAAAGAUGCAUGGAGGCUGAUCCAAACAUCAGAACUUAUCUUGACAUAGGUGAACGAGCGUUUGGGAAGAAAGGGAGACUAGUGGCAUCGAUUUUCAUGAACUUAGAGCUCUACUUGGUGGCAACAGGUUUCCUGAUCCUGGAAGGAGAUAACUUAAUAAACUUGUUCCCAAAUAUGAAGCUUGAAGUUGGAGCGUUGAUUAUUGGUGGAAAACAAAGCUUUGUGAUUCUUGUUGCCCUUAUAAUUCUGCCUACAGUUUGGCUGGACAAUCUUAGCAUGCUUUCUUAUGUUUCUGCUAGUGGGGUUUUGGCUUCUGCUGUAACUCUUGGCUCAGUCCUCUGGACUGGUGCUUUCAGUGGAGUUGGAUUCAAUCAUAAAGGAACUUCUCUUAAUUGGAGUGGAAUCCCUACUGCCGUUAGCUUGUAUGCCUUCUGCUAUUGUGCUCAUCCAGUCUUUCCAACUCUUUACACUUCAAUGAAAAACAAGAGCCAGUUCUCAAAUGUUCUGCUUGUGUGCUUUUUCUUGUGUACAUUCAUCUACGCAUCAAUGGCGAUUUUCGGGUACUUAAUGUUCGGUUCUGGGGUUCAAUCACAAGUAACAUUAAACCUUCCAACCAACAGACUCAGUUCAAGAGUGGCAAUUUACAAUACCCUUGUCAAUCCCACUACCAAAUAUGCGUUGAUGUUUACACCCACUGUGAAUGCUACCAAGAGCUGCUUUCCAAGCCACUACAGCAAGAAGCCUUACAGCCUUUUUAUCAGCACCACUUUGGUUGUGAGCACUGUUAUUGUAGCCCUGGCUGUGCCUUCGUUUGGAAAUCUGAUGUCCCUGGUUGGAGCAUUUUUGAGUGUCUCAGCUUCAAUUAUUCUGCCAUGCUUAUGUUACCUGAAGAUCUCAGGAGUUUAUCAGAGAUUUGGAUGUGAAAUGGUGGCCAUAGUGAGUAUUGUAGUGAUGGGUGUUGCGGUUGCCAUUACAGGGACUUAUACAUCUGUUGUACAAAUAAGUGGCAAUUUAUGAAUGUCACUCAAACUUCUAUAUGUUAAUGGAAUUUUCUCAGUUCUGUAA